CACAAAUCGAUUCCACAGUAAUCUACGAGCAAUAUUCUGCCAUUCGUAAAUAAACACUCAACUUUUUUAUCUGUUGUGCCGAUUUAAGUAGUCAACUCGAAAGAUUUGUAUUUACACUUUUUAUCGGUCACCCGACAAUUUGCUCACAGAUUGUAUUUCCGUCCCAGACGAUAAGUAUAUUUUACAUCACACACAACCAUGACUGUGCAGACCAUACUUCUGGACUUUCGGGUAUCACCCACGGAUGUAACGGACUUGGGGAAGAAACAUUUUCUUAAACACAACUUCGUCGAGACACUCAAAGGACAUUUUGAGAACUUUGAGACCAUCAAAGAGAUUGACCAAGAGGAUGGCUUUUUUAUCCUAUGCAGUGGAUCACAGGGUAAUAUUAUUACAGUUCGAGGGUACGUAGAUGGUACUGUCACUGUCAAUAUUGAGUUUUACAAGAAAGACGACGAAGACGGUUUCUUAAAUUACAAGACGGCCCAGAGCUUGGAAAAAGUUUUACGAAAGGCAACAUCGUCCAUCCGAUCUUAUACUUUGGUUCCUGUGAAACGCGGUGGACCAUUUGAAAGGUACUUUCCAACAGCUGACGAGCGAUUACUCGAGUACGAUAUUGACAAACUAGUUUACGAAGUCCAAUCGGCUUAUCAAAAAGUGCAAAUCUUCCACUCCAAGUCACUCGGCAAUAUGUUAGUCCUUGACGACAAUCAGAACAUGUCAGAGGCUGAUCUCAUUUACACCGAAACUCUCAUGCAGCGAGGCAAAGAAUCCUACGAGGGUAAAGAAAUUGUUAUCUUGGGAGGUGGCGAUGGUGGCCUUUUACACGAAUUACUGAAAGAAAACCCCAAACACGUAGCGAUGCUCGAACUUGACGAAGAAGUGAUUAACGGCUGUCGUCAGCACAUGAAAAAAGUUUGUGGAGACUGUUUGGACAAGAGAAAGGAUCACAACUAUGAGAUCGUAAUCGGAGAUUGUUUUGAAACGUUGAAGAAAAUGGCGGCAGAGAAUCGCAAGGUAGACUACGUUUUUGGCGAUCUAACGGAGAUUCCGAUCAGCAAAGAGCCACACGGAAACGAGUGGGACUUUAUCAGGCUAAUCUUGAAAUCGUCCAUAAAAAUAUUGAAGCCCACGGGAAAAUUCAUGACACACGGGAAUUCCGCCGCUCUACCGGAAGCGCUGAAGAUGUACGAGGAGGAGUUGACCAAACUGUCUGUUACUUUUACGAAGAAAAGCGUGUUCAUUCCGUCUUUUUACGAGGACUGGGUUUUCUAUCAGAUCUCCGUUUCUUCAUAAUGGCCUUCCACUGAAGGAUAUAGUUACUUUUACGCAAUAAAUUUUUGUUUUCGAUGAAAAAUAUAACAAAGUUGAAACUUGCAGUUUUGUUGCAAAUCCAGAGAUUUAUUUUUCGUUAUGAUUUUUAUGUAAAAAUUUUCUGUAUUCUAAUGUAAUUUACUAAUAAUAAUUAUCACUAUC
Messenger RNA from Copidosoma floridanum, 1476 nucleotides. RefSeq names its product spermine synthase. NCBI's taxonomy places the organism in Eukaryota, Metazoa, Arthropoda, Insecta, Hymenoptera, Encyrtidae. The record is from RefSeq and is a predicted model, not a curated record. Gene Ontology annotation, biological process: spermine biosynthetic process. Gene Ontology annotation, molecular function: spermine synthase activity.